This is a messenger RNA of Lactuca saligna, 1134 nucleotides long. Lineage: Eukaryota; Viridiplantae; Streptophyta; Magnoliopsida; Asterales; Asteraceae. The record is from the annotation of a GenBank genome assembly.
AUGUAUAAGAACCAGCUUCAAGAGCUGGCUCAGAGGAGCUGCUUUAACUUGCCGUCGUAUACGUGUAUCAGAGAAGGUCCAGAUCACGCGCCGCGUUUCAAGGCCACUGUUAACUUCAACGGCGAUACAUAUGAGUGCCGGAACUACUGCACGACGCUGAGACAGGCGGAGCAUUCCGCCGCUGAGGUGGCUCUCAAUUCGCUUGCUACCCAUGGCCCCUCUAAUUCUUUAGCUGCUAAAAUACUGGACGAAACAGGGGUGUACAAGAACCUUUUGCAAGAGGUGUCUCAAAGGGUAGGAUCGUCAUUACCAACAUACACAACCACUAGAUCGGGACUUGGGCAUUUCCCUGUGUUCACCUGCACUGUAGAUUUGGCCGGUUGCAUAUUUACAGGUGAAGCAGCUAAGAACAAGAAGCAAGCUGAAAAAAACGCAGCCAUGUCUGCUUGGUUAUCUCUAAAACUCUUGGCCCAACAAUCAGAAACUUUUUCAUUACAAAAAGGUAACAUUGAGAUUGAGGAGCAAGAACAUGUCACGGUAGCUCGUGCUUUACAGAAGUUUAGGUUAAAGGCGAAAAUGACUAAUAUACCCUUUCCAAUUAAGUUUCCAACACCAAAACCAAAACUAGCUACUACACAAUCACCUCAAUCAUCUACAACAACUUCAAAAAUCCUUCCUUUAAUAUGCCCUAAAACUACCACAACUGGGCCCCACAAGUUCCCUACAGCUGAAUCACCACCAUAUGUUCCUGUGGGCCACUUUAUGGCUCAUUGUAGGAUCGCACCACCUGUCACUAUACGUAACACAAUUCCUGUUUUCUCUGCUCUGCCGCCACAAAUGAGUGUAGCUCCGCCACCACCGCCGCCUAAUCAGCUUUUUCCGGUGACUAUCCGGCGAACUAAAGAAAAGGUGAAUCUUGAAGAUGUUGUGAAGCCAUUAAAGGAAGAGGAGAGAAGUUGAAUGAUGAUGUGCAAAUUUGAAACAAGUUUGUAUGUUUUUUGUGACAGAGUAAUUAGGUGUGUAGGUAGCAUUUGCAACUGAAAUUAGAGAUGUUUUUUUUUUAACUUUUAUUUUGAUUAAUUAAUUAACUUUAUCGAAAAACAAAUCUUUAAAUCAAAAGCCAAAACCAUAUUA